GGUAGUGAUGUAUCUUUCCAAUCACAGAGUAGUGAGUCUGGCUUGGAGUGGCUGCCUCCAGACACCACUUAUCCCAGCCCCAGAAAUGCCCUUCGUGUGUUUGACAGACUUUCAGGCUCAGGCACGGGAGCGCCUCUCUAAGACAACUUGGGAUUAUAUUGAAGGAGGAGCUGGUGAAGGCUUCACAAAGGAAGACAACAUCGCAGCAUUUAAAAAAAUUCGCCUCCGUCCCCGGUACUUAAAAGAUGUGUCAGAGGUGGACACCAGGACCAUAAUCCAAGGGGAGAAGAUCAGUGCUCCCAUUUGCAUCUCACCCACAGGUUUCCACUGCCUUGCCUGGCCUGAUGGAGAAAUGAGCACAGCCAGAGCUGCUCAAGCAGCUGAUAUCUGCUAUAUCACCAGCACGUAUGCCAGCUGUACCCUUGAAGACAUUGUUGCUACUGCCCCCAGGGGUCUCCGGUGGUUCCAACUCUAUGUGCAGCGCGACCGGCAGCUAAACAAACAGCUGAUCCAGAGGGUAGAAUCGCUGGGUUUCAAAGCUCUGGUCAUCACUGUAGAUGUACCCAUAACUGGCAACAGGCGACAUGACAUUCGAAACCAAGUGGACUUGAAGACAAACUUACUGCUGAAAGAUCUUCGAUCACCUAAAGAGAGUUCAGGGCCUUGUCUCCAGAUGUCCUCCAUAGACCCAUCCAACUGCUGGGAUGAUCUUUCCUGGCUUCAGAGCAUAACUCAAUUGCCCAUCAUCCUGAAAGGGAUCUUGACAAAGGAGGAUGCAGAGUUAGCUGUGAAGCACAACGUCCAAGGCAUCAUUGUUUCCAAUCAUGGUGGGAGGCAGCUUGAUGAGGUUCUCGCUUCUAUCGAUGCCUUGACAGAAGUGGUGGCUGCUGUGAAAGGAAAAAUUGAAGUGUACCUGGAUGGUGGGAUCCGAACUGGCAAUGAUGUGCUAAAGUCCCUGGCCCUUGGGGCUAAGUGUGUUUUUCUGGGGAGACCAAUCCUGUGGGGUCUUGCCUGCAAGGGUGAACGUGGUGUUGAGGAGGUUUUGAACAUUUUAAAAAAUGAGUUCCACACAUCCAUGACCCUUACAGGCUGCCGGUCAGUUGCUGAGAUCAAUCGGGACCUGAUCCAGUUCUCCAGGUUGUAAAGAAAGAAAGCUAAUAAGCAGGCUGCUGAGGUUGCCCACGGGAGGAAGACAAACUCAUAGCGUGCUGUGUGGCGCCAUCCUGCCUAGGCCCCACCCUACCCGGCAGCUCAUCCCUUGCACCUCUACCACUCUACCCCCUGUACUUCAGGCUCCCCAAACCCCUCAUCUUCCUCAAAUGUGGCAAGGUCUUCUUUGCCUCACUGCCUUUUACAUGCUAAUCUCUUGCCUGAAAUCCUCUGACAGAAAAGAUCUUAAAAAGGUAGAUCACUAAUGACUGAAAUAAUGGGUUAAAUUUUUUGCACAUCCUAUAUAUCUCUAUGAAACAAUUAUAGAAAUUUGCACUCUGUACAGAAGAGCUAUACAUAUAAAAUAUUCCCCAACAGAAAUCAUACUCCAACCUGUAAAUAAUAGGGAAAUAAUAUAGUUUAAAAAUUAGGCUUUGGAGCCAUACAGACAUGGGUGUAACAGUAAGGACUGCUACUGACAAGCUGUGUGACUUGGGAAAGUUUUUCAAUCUCUGUGCUUCCGUGUCCUCGUCUAUCAAAUGAGGAUUAUACCGCCUAGCCUGCUAGGUUGGGAGAAAGACUAAGUGAGAUAAUGUAUGUAAAGUUUUGAGCACAAUGCUUAGCACCUAGUAGAAGUUAAAGACAAGUUUAAAGUUUAAGUUUAAAGCUUAAGUUUAAGCUUUUAUUAUUAUUGUUUGUCAAAUUCCUAUUCCUCUUUCAAGACCUUGUUCAAAUGUCAACUAUUCUUAUCCUGGCUACUUGCUAGGUGCUUCCCAUUAGACUUUGCACAUUCCACUAUUAAAAUCCUUAUUAAAGUGUUUUAUAUUUAUUUAUGUAUUUGCAUAUCCCUCUCCACAAAUAGACUGUACAGGGCUCCAGGCGAGAAAUUAUAUACUUGUACUGGGCUUGGCAGAUAGCAGCAUCUCAAUGAACAUUUGUGGGAUGGAUAGAUGGGUGGAUGGAUGGAUGGAUGGAUGGACGGACAGAUGGACUGACUGAAGAUAAAUGAAUGAAAGGGGAGAUGGAAAAAUGAAUUGAUGCCCUACCAGAGUAAAAACUUCCCAGACCACUAAUCAUCUAAAAUACUCUUCUAGAGCAGGAACACCCAGCUGAAUAAGAUCUGGCACUUGAAGACACCAAGAAAGUUAGGGAUGGAAAUCAAUGUCCUAAAUAAACGACUUCAGAACUGGUUUCCCCAUA
Equus caballus (horse) is the source of this 2349-nucleotide messenger RNA. It is a transcript of the gene HAO2, whose product is annotated as hydroxyacid oxidase 2. Gene Ontology annotation, biological process: fatty acid alpha-oxidation. Gene Ontology annotation, molecular function: oxidoreductase activity; FMN binding. Gene Ontology annotation, cellular component: peroxisome. The record is from RefSeq and is a predicted model, not a curated record. Lineage: Eukaryota; Metazoa; Chordata; Mammalia; Perissodactyla; Equidae.